UAUAUUAAAUAGAACAGCGCACGGAUUUGAGUGUUCCAAUUUACUCCCACCGAUAAUGCAUCUUGCUUAAUGGAGGACCCAAAACUAGAGUGUUGGAAAGCCAUGAACACAUCUAACAGCACCAGCUUGUCUGCAUCACCUCAUGCAGAAGAGGAGACAAGCAUACAGACAUCUGCAAAACAUGCGCUAGCAGCUGACAAGUCGGACGUGAAUGAAAACAUGCCUAGCAAACGGUCACGGAUUGAAGCAGUCCCUACUACCACAACUAAUGAAAAUUCUGCCUCAAACAUUUUGACGAUCACAAAUGCUUCACCAGUACCUACAGUUCCAGCACCAACCAUUUCUUCUUCUCCUGCCAUUAUGUCCUUUCCUACUGCCAUCAAUUUGACCAUCAGCAAUGGCAUCAUUAACAUGAAGAAUUCCAUAGCAGUGGACGGGGGUCCCACCCUUCUUGUUACCCCUGCUGCAUCAUCUAGUCUCUCUAAUCUGGCUGCUGUUCCUGUCACCUUGGUGAAGGGUACUGUCCCGACUGUGUCUUCCCCAAUGAGCACUGGGUCCCUGACCACCUCUAGCAUUGUGAGUAACAAUCAGGCCAGUAUUUCUCAUGCCUCUACUCACACCCAGUUGAAGGUGCCCAAUCCUGCCACGAUCCAGUUGCGCCCCCAGGUCUUCACUAAUCUUCAGAGUAACAACAUGGCUAUGGCCAUGCAGACACGGCUUUCUCUUCCAUUUCAAACCACAGUAGGGCAGAAUCUAACUGUCCCUACGACACUGAAUACUCUGCGCAGUCUCCAACCAAGCACCUUGCCUUCCUCCCCAGUCUUGUCUCACCCGAUGCAGUUUCAAACAAUGUCUCAAAUCCGAGGCGGGGCUGUCUCCAUGACGGGUACAAGUCAGCCUCAGUCAAACCAGCAAGGUCAUCAGCAACUGCAUCAACAACAACCGAUGUCCAUCCGACCAUUUCCCUUACUGCUGAACAGACCGCUGGCGUUAACUGGGCGUCCACAGUUGAUCACCGCUGCACCAACACGUCUUGCCCCACGACCACUUGGAAGCCAGGGUCUGCAAGUACCUGGCCAUCAGUCGCCUACCUCAGCUACGCUUGUGCCUCUCUUUAGACCAUCGCAAGCACCAAAGGUCCUUAGUGCAGCCACCCAGCCAAUUGCAUCGGCCCCUGCUGUCAAUGUACAAGGUCAGUUUGUUAAUCAAGUGGUUGCUGUUAGCACUGGGAAUCAGGUUGGUGUGACCCACAUUAGUUUCCAGCCUCCUAUUUCUGGAACAAAGGUGCUUGAACGCCCAGGCAAGAUGCCAGAGGCAAGGCUCAUUCCCAGUGUUACAACAACCAAGCUUAUUCGUCCAAACAGCAUUGGAGGGACCAAUGUUGCGAGUUCUAGUGCUAUGGUGGACACACUGUCAGGUAUGGUCAAGCAACAUGAAACUGUGUCCUCAGCAAGUUCUGUAAUAAGAAAUGGUGGCAUCAUUGCAGCAGCAGGUGCUAGCAUGGCGCCUAAACAUUUACAGGAUUCCACAACAAACACUUUGCCACUGGUUGGUGAACCUCCAGUGAAAAUGUCGUUCAUAGUUCAGCCAAGUGUUGGAAACUUAAAAGAAGAGCAUGCUGCUGCCUUGUCCACAGCUACCCCACUCUCUCAUGAAGAUAAAGUGCCAGGGCAAGCAGAGAAGAAGGAUUCUGAUUGUGGGGAAAAGAAGGAUGAACAGUCAGUUGAGAAAAAUAAGAAAUCUGAGGAUGUUCCUGCGAACACACAUUUACCUGGGGACUUUGAUGCUGCAAAAGCCAUGGAGUGGAAUGAUGGGAUCGGCACUUUACCUGGUAGUAAUCUGAAGUUCAAGCUUGAUGAGUUUGGCUUUGUGGAUUUGCUGAUGGAUGAUGGACAAGAGGCAGUCCUGGUAGACUCAUCUGUAGGUGUAAAUACAGCAACUUUCAAUCCAUCUGAGUCUCAAGCUGCCAGAGUAGCAGACAGUCCAUCUAGUCUCAUUAAGAGAGAGAAUGAUCCUAUUCAGAAGUGUGAGAACUGUGGCAAGUAUGGAUACCUCAGUGACUUUUGCAAGUCAGGAAGAUUCUGUUCCCAGACUUGUGUAGGGGCCUAUGCUGGGAAGAAAAACCUGCAUCGGAAACACAACCUCCUCAGUACAAAGAUGGUCAUCAACUUGAAGAAGAAGAAAAAGAAACUCCGGGCCCUUGCAGUUGGUGCAGGUAGUGGGGAUGCUGUAUCAUUGCCAUCUCACAAUGCUGCAGAGGGUGUAGAAGAAGAGAAGCCAGUGUUUCAGCCUGCAGGACGCAAGCCUCGUGGAUUUAGCUGGCAGGAAUAUCUUGAAGAACAGAAGGCAGUGGCAGCUCCAUCUCGAUUGUUCAGAGAUCCUUUUCCGGCACAACGCAAUGGUUUUAAAGUUGGCAUGCGACUGGAGGGGAUAGAUCCAAAGCACCAGAAUUUGUUUUGUGUCCUAAGCGUGGCAGAGACACAGGGUUAUCGCAUACGUCUUCACUUUGAUGGCUUCUCGGAAUGCUAUGACUUUUGGACUAAUGCUGAUUCACCUUAUAUUUUUCCUAUCGGAUGGUGUGAAAAAAAUGGGAAACCUCUGCAGCCACCUAAACAUGUGCCAUCUGAUGCCUUUAACUGGACAUCAUACUUACGAACGACCAAAUCCAUUGCUGCACCCAGAACAGCAUUUGCAAAUCAGCCAGGAGCUUCUGUAACACCUAGUGCGUUUCGUGUUGGGAUGAAACUGGAGGCAGUGGACAGAAAGAACACUGCGCUGAUAUGCGUGGCUACAGUUGCUGACACUCUUGGUGAUAAAGUUCUUGUCCACUUUGAUGGUUGGGAAGAUGUGUAUGACUAUUGGUGUGACAUUACAUCACCUUAUAUCCACCCAGUGGGCUGGUGCCAGGAAAAUGCACGCACAUUAUCUCCACCUUGUGACUGGAAGGAAGUGGAGACCUUUACGUGGGAAGAGUAUAUGCUGCUUACAAAAUCUUCACCUGUCCCUGCUCGAGCUUUCAAACCUAGGACUCCAAUGGGUUUUGAACCUGGGAUGAAAGUAGAAGCUGUUGACAGGAGAAAUCCGAUUCUAGUGCGUGCUGCAACAAUUAAGGAAGUAAGGGAGCACCAGGUCUUAAUUCAUUUUGAUGGCUGGCCUGAGAUAUAUGACUACUGGCUUGAUGAUGACAGUCCAGAUAUCCGACCUCCACACUGGUGUGCUCGCACUGGCCACCCGUUACAACCACCAUUCAAUGAAGAUGACCACACCCCAGGAAGCUGUCCCACUCCAUGCUGCAUUGGUGUUGGCCAUAUUAAAGGAGCAAAAUAUGUUGGACAUCACAGUGCUUUCGGCUGUCCUUACUCUAUGCUUAACAUGAACAAGGAGUCCACACUACAGGACAGACUGGGGUCAACAAGGGCUGAAGAAGGCUCUGCAGCACCUUCUGCCUUACGUAUUAAAACAGAGUUUGGUGGUGAAAUCAGGAAAUGCCCGACACCAGGCUGUGAUAGCACUGGACACAUAACAGGUCGAUUCACCUCGCAUCAUCGACUUUCAGGAUGCCCUCUUUAUGAAAAAAAUAUUCUGAAGAUGAAAGCUGAACUUGCAGGCAGACCUAUUGGAAGGCCUGGCAGGGGCCGGAAAAAGAAAAGUUUUGAUGGUGGUGAUCCUACUACACGAAGCCAAAGCGAUGACCAUUAUCAAAGAGAUUAUGACUCUAUGGCAGUGCUUCAUGAGGGCAUCCACCAGUCUGUGUUCAUGUCUGCAAUUCCACCAGCACCUUCCCAAGAAAACCCUCCUUUCUGGGAGCAUCAUGUCAAAUUGCUGCCAGGCGUUAGUCAGAUCACUGGUAAUGAUGUUAGGCAGUGGUCAAUAGCAGAGGUAGCCACUUUUGUGGCUUCAUUGCCAGGCUGCUGGGAACAGGAAAAAGUCUUCAAAGAACAGCAAAUUGAUGGUGAGGCUUUCUUGUUGCUGAACCAAGCAGACAUUGUGAAAAUCAUGAACAUCAAGCUGGGACCUGCACUGAAGAUCUUCAACAGUAUACUUAUUUUCAAGCAGACGCUAGACUUGUGAUAUACUCUGUGAUAAAAGUGACAUUUAUUUUGAAGGAAAUGGACUUAUCCAUGGACUAACAAAUUUUAAGCAUGACUCAUAACUGUAAACUGCACAGCAAAUCUUUCAGAUAAACAGUUUAAAGAUUAGCUCAUCCUAAUUUGACUGUUCAUUAUAAGACUUUCCACUUUCUUGAUUCAAGUUUAAUGUGCAUGUAAUGAUUGAGAUUGUGAGCUGCAAUGCAGAUCCAUUUGAUUAUUGAAAAGACUGGGCUUCAUAGGUCAUGGCAGACAGGUAAAAUUACAGGGUUUACAUUCCAGGCUUUUCUGCUGGAAUGUAUGUUUUUUUAAGACUUGGGUCAGGUGACAAAUAAAAACACUAAAACACUUUCCAUCAUUUUUAAGACUAACAGUUUUUUUUUUCUUUCCAUUUUUUAAAUUUUUUAACGCUGUACUUUCUUCCCUUCUCAGUCUUUAACUUUUGUUGCUGCUUAAAACUUUAAGUUAAGGGAUAAGCAUGAUUGUCUUGUUUAUAUAUACAUAUAUAUUUUUAUACAUACAUAUGUGUGUGUAUGUAACAUUCGAACAGAAAAGUUUUGCAUCAUGCCUUGAUUUGUAGUCAUUUUUUUCUUACACCAAACCAAAUUUCAGAUCCCUUUUUGGAUUAUAAAAGGUAGCCAGUACAUGCAUAAAUUGUGCUGUGUUUGGACAAAUACAUUGUCAACACAUAUUGCCCUUUUAUUUUCCUUUGUGGUCUUUGUUCUUUUCCUUGUGUAUUUCCUGUAGGGUUUCACAGCAAAGUCACAUGGGCUGGAAGAAUCCCAGAUAUUAGAUUGGGAAAUAAAUGGGAGUAGUCCACUAGUUUGCACCAGUAGCUUGCAGAAUGUUAGGUCUUGGAUAUACCUUUUUACCCAGGAACAUGUUUGACUAUGGUGGUGAAUUAAUCAGUCUGCAUCGAUAAUCUCAAAAAAAUGUGUACCAUUUUCUCAGGGAACACCUAUUUAAAAAAAAGAGAGCAUAAUAAUUGUUUUCUAUGGCAGACCACGAGAUGCUGUGGGUGUAAGAUGAUACAUCGUUUUUGAUGAUGGACAUUAUGUACAUGUCCAAAGAAUUAAUCAGAAAUAAUUUUUGCAUUCUGCAAACUACUCCCCUUUUUUGUAUUGAAUUAUGUUUUAACACACAGGGCCAUGUUUAGGACUGUUGUCAGGUCACUCCACCUUAACACAAUAGCAGUUAGAAUUCUGCAAUAAAUCACCAGUGUCCAGAGUGCUUACUUGCUCAAAAAAUAUUGGCCUUAUUUUUUUUUUUAAAGACUUGGAGAAGCCAUGCUAGGAGAAGAAAUCACAGGCUUUUUAACCAUGUCUUUGAGUUUUGAAGCAUGGAAUUAAAAGACUGAGUAUAGACCAUGUCUGAAUGCAAAGUAUUUUUCAAAUGACUGGCUUUAGUUCAUUAAAAGAUUCUGGAGAGUUUUUGACUACAUUGUCAUCACUUCAGGAGGAUUUGUAGGCCAUGUGACAUGAGAGUGAUGUCAUUUACUCACUACUACUAUAAUAUCAAAUUAAAUCAGAUUGCCAGUCAGCGUAAACAUCAUGUGAAGAAAUAAUUCAACUAAAAAAAAGAAAAAUGAGGACAUAAAGAGUGAAUAAUUAGUGUUGUGUACUAUAAAUAAAAAAGCUGAAUCUCAUGCAUGUGUGCACUAAGUAUUGCAGUAAAAAUAGAUGAAAGUUCCAAUAUAGUGACAAAAAUCCAAGUUUUUUAGCUAAUUACCCAGAUCUGUGCUACUAAGUCCUUUUCCAUCUGCAAGCUUUCAACCACAGACUUGAAAAUGUGAUAUUGGAGCACUGCUGAUACUGCUGGAAGCAUGUGUCAAUUAGUCACAUCAGUUCAGUGUUCGUUGUCACAAAUUUGACCUUUUAGUGGUUAAAAUAUUUUUAGAUCAACAUUGGCCAGGCUCUGCAAAGUGUUGAAAAACAGUAUCAGUAUCCUUUGCUGGUUUAAGAUUUCUCACCUGCCUGGAUUUAAAACAUAAACCAUGGAUCUUGCUGUGUGUUGCUGAAAGGAAUACUAUUGUUCCUGAAAAUAAGUGCCUAAGGAAUCCACAGCAUUUCUCAUUGAGUUGCAGUGGGUGUGUAUAUAUAUAUAUGUAUUGUCUUUGAUGGGUGUUGGGGUGGGGGAGAGAAGGAUGGGAAGAAACACUUGUUGAUGGACCUUCAGUAAGCUUAUCUGGCAAUUGUUAUGCAGUGCAGAAAUGAUUUAUUGGGUCAGCAGAUCUCACAGCCAUCUCUUUAAAGAAUUCUGCUGGGAAAGAUAUAUAGUACUAAAGCAGAAAUAAAUGGAUAGUCUUAGCUGCUUAUGAUAGAAAAAGAUAUUUUCUUCCCAAGUUUUUGUGACCAGAUAAGUUUCAGCCAGUCCACUUUGAUUUUGGCUAAUGCAUUAGUAAGCAUUUCAAACUGUGUGCAUGCACAUAUGCCUUGCCAUGUGAUAUAGUAUAGAACAUGUAUAUAUGUUUGCACUGACUUAUGGUGUAGAGCAAGAUAGCUGAGAAGUUGCGACUGUUUGCCUGAUUUUGUAUAUUGAGAACAGUGAGAAUUUCUGUUGUUAUGGCUAGUAUGGUAAAUAUUAGAAAACCACACUAGCGUGUAGAAAACAAACUAGCAUGUAGAAAACAAAGGUGGAUGGGGGGAAUUUAUGCUUGUAGUAUUUAUGAGGAAUAUUCCAUCUACCAAAGCCGUUUCUUCUUCUAUAAUCUAUUCUGCUUUAUGAAUCUUGUAUGGAUGGAUACAACUGGCACUUGGUUUGCAAACAUGGUUUAGGGACUUCCUUUCAGUAAUCCAAACAAAAAAAAAAAAGUCCUGUGACACUUUAUAGAUUAUUAUAAACAUUAACAAAAGGUGAAAACUAGGACCUUUAAGUUGCUUACUAAACAAAAUUUUGUGUUUACCUGGACUGGUAUUUGGGCUUAAAAUGUAGUACAGUUCUCUCAAUACCUGCUUCAUUGAUUGCACCUAAAGGCUGAUUAAAAGGUAGGUAAAUGGAAAGAAUGAAAUCUCAAAAAAGAACUACUGAGAAGGAUAAAAUAUAAAAAGCAUAAAAUAAGCCAAGCUUUGGGAAGAGAAAAAAGACUUUUAAGUUACGUCAGGUCGACCAGCAGUUACUUUUGACCUGCCAAUGAUUGCAUGCUUUUAAGAAAGGAUAAUUUGAGACACAAAUGUGUUGCAGUGCUUUUUAACUAAUUGCUCAAUUCUUUAUCCUAUAAAAUGUGGAGGAUUUAUACUUAUUGCAAUUUGUAAUCUCUUACAUCUGUUUGGAGAGACUAACAUCUCUCUUUUGUGUUUGUCCUUGCUUCAUCUUAGUUACAUGUAGUGUCAUGAGAGAAAAUAUUGUGUGGCAUGAAUAAAGAAGGAAGUGUCCUGUAGAUCAAGACCUAAAUGAAAUGGUACAAUAUAAACAAUUGACAGUCACGCCAUUAUGUUCUUGUUUGAUUGUCCAAAAGAUGCCAUUAACUCUAGUGAUAUUGAGUGUUGUUGAAGAUAAAGAAAGUACUUGAUGUCUUCCAGAGCAUUUUAAACUUGUUAUCUCACUUUAUCUUUUAAUAAUUUCUUCAUUCAUCUGUAUAAAAUAGUUUUUAGAAGGGCAUUUUUGGCACUAUGAUAUGUGACAAACUACACAGUUGUAUGUAUUCUAAUAAACCAUGUUGCUUUAUUUAAUAUGUAUGCUGUGCUCAAACUCAUUAUUUGGCUUUACUGUACUGGUGGUUGAAGUGUCAUCUUGGUUAUUAUACUUGUUUUGUUUGAAUGGAAAGAUUAUGCUUUUUUUUUUUAUUAAAGUUUUUUGGAAAUCUCAUUGGUUUAAGGGGAGAAACUGUUCUGUAUUCAUUCCUCAAUUGAUGACAUAGGGAAAAAUUUUAAUUGUUUUUAGUCAUUACAGUUUCUCAAACAAGCCAUUCAUUGUCUUCAGUGUGAAAUGCUCAUAUACACAGUCUGUGUAGUUUUAUUAGAGUCACUGAUAUAGGUGGGCUCAUCACAAAAGACUUCAAAAAGUAAUACUUGGUAAAGAAAUUCCUAAAGAGUUGCGGUUGUGAGUGAAUUAUAAAGACAAUGAACUCUUGUUUUAAGUGUACUUGGCAUUGUAAACACUUGUGAUGACCGUGGUGUGUAACUGACUUCCACCAGUUACAUUUUCUCUUUCUUGUCCUGUAUCCCAUGUCAGCUGUUUCCCUCACUGCUGAUGGCUGCUGUUUCUUUGCAUUCCAGAUUUUCUAUUGAUAAUUUUAUUUGGAAGUAAAGAAUAACUUCUUAUCAGUUUCAUUGUGAUUUUAGUACUGUUUAGUUGAGUACAUUAAUGUAUGCAAAACAGUAACAGAUUUUUACUGUUCAUUUAAUCAGUGAUUUUUUUAGCAUAUUUUUUAAACAGAUAUUUUGCUUUGAAGUUUUGUUCAUUUUUUAUUCUUUCAUGAGUGUAUGGUUGUCUGAGGGAAAAACAUUUUUAUGCUAUCUAUAUAUAGGAAUAUAGUAUAGUUUUCUAAGAGAGAAAUAACUGCUAACUUUUAGAUAUAUCUAGGCUAGUACUUGAAAAACUCUAGGCUCGCCUUGUCUAGAAGUGUAAAUAAAAUGAUGUAAAAGGAUUUCAGUUUUAAUGCUUAUAAUAGCAUUUGUUUUGAAAGUGCUUCCAAUCUGUUCCCAUUUCUAUGUAUAUAAAGUUCACUUUUUCCCCCCAUCUUUCCUUUUCUUAUUCUCAGUUUCUAACAUAAAACUGUUAACCUGUGUGUGUUGAUAACUUGUCGAGGACCCUAAAACACAGGGGAAGGUGGAGAUUGUUGUGUGCAUAGUAGUUUUAACAUCUGUGGUGCUUAUACUUUAAGACCUUUUCUCCUGUUAGAGAGUUUUUUAAAAGUUUUAUGCUCACGUUUUAUUUUGCAUGGAAUCUUUGCCUUAGCAUCGUUUUGCUCAAAAGUUUUGAUUUUUUGCACAAACACACAGCUAUCAAGCAGUAUGUGCACUCUUAAUGCUCGACUUUGACAAAGAUGGUCAUGAAGAAGAAGAUCUAGAGUUGUAAAAAAAAAUUCUCAGCUGUUUUUGUGCAUUUUUUCAGGAGAAUGCCUCAGAAUCAACAAGAUAUCAAGCAAUGAUGGUCAAAGUUUUGAUCAGAUUGUAGUGUUAAAGGAGGUAACUUGCAGUUGUUGGAGGAGGGGGAGGGGGACAUAAAAAAUACUUAAUAUAUUUUGCAUAUGGAACCUCAGUAAAGAUAUUUCUGUAUGGUUGCAAUUGUUGAAGUAUACAAAUGAGCAUUCGUUUUAAAUGCAUGUACAUAUAUUGUCAAUAAUCUGUUUCCAAAGAAGUUCAGGGUAUCCUGGAUGCUGGUGAUUGACUGCCAUUAGUUCCCGGUGUGUUUGGCUUUUCUAGACUAAACAACAUUGCAAUUUAGCUUGUAAAUAUUAGCAUUCAUCUUGUGUGAAUACAAGUAGUAGAUGUAGAUCUACUGAAAGGAAGUAAAUUUUGAAACCACUUCUGGAUGUACAAAGUUUUUGUGUAAUGUGAACUGUUUUCAAAAUGUUCUGUUUAGCAGUCUUUUUUUAAAAAAAAAUACCAGUCAUCGAAGGGCAAAGAAACAUACAAGCAUUUCUUUAUAGACAUUUUGGAGAAACCCUUUUUGAUAUUUCAGUUUUGUGGGAUUAUUUUAUAAGAAUAUUUCACAUAAAGGAGUUUUGUAGAAACUAAUAAUAUAUUAAUGUUGUAGAUUUAGAUAUUUUAGUGAUUGUGCAAUGAAAGGAAGUGAAAAACAUUUUUGCACAAGAUGUUUAAUCGUUUAUUUGUUUACUAGAAUGUUACAUGCCAAUGAAAAAUGUUCAUGUAUAGUGUGUAAUUAGAAAAUAAGAACGAGUAUGCAAAUCUGGCCUGAUAAUUCUGCUGCUUGUCUGCUUUAUGCUGUUUUCUUUGUUCAAUUUUUUUUUCUGGAAACGAUAUGCCCUUAUUGGAGUUGAUCUAAUACAGCAGAUGUGUCCUGUUGUGGGGGACAGACAUGC
This is a messenger RNA of Pomacea canaliculata, 10071 nucleotides long. Its product is annotated as lethal(3)malignant brain tumor-like protein 3. The transcript has 19 exons. Gene Ontology annotation, molecular function: zinc ion binding; protein binding. Gene Ontology annotation, biological process: regulation of DNA-templated transcription. Gene Ontology annotation, cellular component: nucleus. Bases 70 to 4071 code for a protein of 1333 amino acids. NCBI's taxonomy places the organism in Eukaryota, Metazoa, Mollusca, Gastropoda, Architaenioglossa, Ampullariidae. The record is from RefSeq and is a predicted model, not a curated record.